Psammomys obesus (fat sand rat) is the source of this 2273-nucleotide messenger RNA. It is a transcript of the gene Abhd13, whose product is annotated as abhydrolase domain containing 13. Gene Ontology annotation, molecular function: palmitoyl-(protein) hydrolase activity. The coding region runs from base 663 to 1676 and encodes 337 amino acids. The transcript has 2 exons. The record is from RefSeq and is a predicted model, not a curated record. Gene Ontology annotation, cellular component: membrane. Lineage: Eukaryota; Metazoa; Chordata; Mammalia; Rodentia; Muridae.
CGGCGGCCUCCGCGACCUCCUCACCCCGGGUCCCUCCCCUCCCCCGCCCGGAACAGUCCGUCCCCGGACCCCGGGCUGGAGUCUGGAGUCGGAGGGAGGGUGCGCUUCUCUGUAACAGGUGCAGACCUGCUAACAGCGCGGCGGCGAGCGACGGGGCCUUAAAAUCAAGAGUUGCCGCACGCUGGGAGCCACUUGGUCGGGAGUAGACUCUAGCACCGUUGGUGUGAAGCGAAAAAGCGUGAGGGGGUGUGCGAGGCCGAGCUGUCAACCUAAAACAGUCCCCUUUCGGCUCCUUUGCACCUGUUUGCGAGGCAGCAGCAACCGCGUGGUCCGCCGGCUGUUAAGUUUGACGUUUCGGUCUUGUUUUUUGCUGUCCUUUAUUUUGUCGACCUGCCCCGUCUUCUGGCAUGAAUCAGUACUUAAGUGUUGCGUGCUUAGGCGUGUUCUAAAGCACAGCUUUAUCUCGCUGGGAAUUAAUGAUUGCCCUUGCAGAGUUGAGUUACGUCCUAACUGUGCUACCUAAGAUACCCCCAGUCCAGCUAUGAGUGAGUUGGACUUGCUCUGUAACCUUCGGCCUUGCUGUGCAUUGAAAGUGUACAGUGGAGGAAGUAAGGUCACCGCCAUCAAGGAACUACAGCCCGGGGUACCUGCGUGGAGCUACCAUGGAAAAGUCCUGGAUGCUGUGGAGCUUUAUUGAAAGAUGGCUGCUAGCUGUGGCGUCCUGGUCUUGGGCUCUCUGCCGCAUCUCUCUUUUGCCUUUGAUAGUGACUUUUCACUUGUAUGGAGGCAUUAUUUUACUUCUGUUAAUAUUCGUGUCAAUUGCAGGUAUCUUGUAUAAAUUCCAAGAUGUCUUGCUCUACUUUCCAGAACAGCCAUCCUCUUCCCGCCUUUAUGUUCCCAUGCCCACGGGUAUUCCACAUGAGAACAUUUUCAUCAGAACCAAAGAUGGAGUCCGCCUGAAUCUGAUCUUGGUAAGAUACACUGGAGACAAUUCCCCCUACUCCCCAACUAUAAUUUAUUUUCAUGGGAAUGCGGGCAACAUAGGCCACAGGCUACCAAAUGCCCUGCUUAUGCUGGUGAACCUCAAAGUCAAUCUCGUGCUUGUUGAUUAUCGGGGCUACGGGAAAAGUGAAGGAGAAGCCAGCGAAGAAGGCCUGUAUUUGGACUCCGAAGCUGUGCUAGACUAUGUGAUGACUAGGCCUGACCUCGAUAAAACAAAGGUUUUCCUUUUUGGCCGCUCCUUGGGAGGAGCAGUGGCCAUUCACCUGGCCUCUGAGAAUUCUCACAGGAUUUCAGCCAUCAUGGUGGAGAACACGUUCCUAAGCAUACCGCACAUGGCCAGCACUCUGUUUUCCUUCUUCCCGAUGCGUUACCUUCCCUUGUGGUGCUACAAGAAUAAGUUUCUGUCCUAUAGGAAGAUCUCCCAGUGCAGGAUGCCUUCUCUCUUCAUCUCUGGCCUCUCCGACCAGCUGAUUCCGCCCGUGAUGAUGAAGCAGCUCUAUGAGCUCUCCCCCGCCCGGACUAAGAGAUUAGCCAUUUUCCCAGACGGGACGCACAAUGACACGUGGCAGUGCCAAGGCUACUUCACUGCGCUCGAACAGUUUAUCAAGGAAGUGAUCAAGAGUCACUCUCCUGAAGAUAUGGCGAAAACAUCGUCCAAUGUCACCAUUAUCUGAGGCCAUGCUCCAGAUGGAUGCAGAAUGACAACGUGCUUUCUGGGUGUGUGUUCAUACUGGUCUACACGGUGACUAAGCUUUGAAAGGCCUCAGGACUCCAUUCUGAUGAUCCUGCAACUUUCCAUAGUUUCCGAACCGGCCUUCUCGAGAAUGAUAGUCCAUCAGAACUCCAGCCUGGUGAAAUACCCUUAGCUCUAGUUUAACAUGCUGGUUUGAUAGAGGUCAUCCAAAAGUUUCUUGUUGGUUAAGUGAUAAAAUCUAUGUUGUACUCAGAUGGAGACGUGAACAAGCACCCUUCAGGUGUCAUUCCUUUAGUAAAUAUUGGGACAAUCACGGUAAGCAAGCCUGGCGCUACUGCGCUUUUACCUUAAGCAUUAAGAUGAAGUGCAUGGUGGUGUUUUAUUCUUAUGCAAUGCGAUAUUUUUAAUGUAAAUAAUACUGGUCACAUGCCAAUGUGUAUGACCUCCUGGGUUAUAUCUAUUUUCAUGUAAACUAUUUUGUUCCGGUGAGGGAUGAGUGUGAGGCCUGUGAUGGAUUCCAUGCUCUGCUGCUGCUGAUAUCCGGCUUUUCCUAAUAAUAAACAGGACCAUUUUCCGA